UACGAAGCAGGUGUCAUGACUCGUUUUUCAACACAGAGCACGCUAGUGGCAUCUGGUGGUCAAAAGGAUGAAGUGCCUCAGCGUCCCAAAUCAGUCACGUGGUUGAAGGUUCGGCCAUCAUUGGUCACGUGUUCACGGCAAAACGAAUCAAAGCACCGAUACAGUGUUUCGAAGUGUUUUGCUCUUUUGACACACUCCUCAGAGAGUAUCCCUACAGAAACCAGUUUUAGGAUCAUGUCUGGCACUGGAUUCAUCUACGAUGAGGAAAUGACUCGGUACAAACUGCUCUGGACUGACCCAGCCUGUAAGAUCGAGGUACCUGAGCGCCUAACAGUUAGUUAUGAGGCGCUGAAGUGCAGAGGUUUGGAGCAGAGGUGUGUGUGUGUUCCCACUCGCCAAGCAACUGAUGAGGACAUCCUGCUAGUUCACAGUAAAGAGUAUCUUGAAGCUGUGAAACAAACCCCACACAUGAGCUUAGAGGAUCUGUUGACCUUCACUCAGCAGUAUGGUGACGUUUAUUUUCAUCCCAAUAUCUACCACUGUGCUACGCUGGCGGCUGGUGCUGCGCUGCAGCUGGUGGAUAACGUUAUGACGGGGAAAGUGAGGAAUGGAAUGGCUCUUGUAAGGCCCCCUGGUCAUCACAGCCAGCGGAGUGAAGCCAAUGGUUUCUGUGUGUUCAACAAUGUGGCUAUAGCUGCCCUCUAUGCCAAGAAACACUAUAACCUCAACAGGGUGUUGAUCGUGGAUUGGGAUAUUCACCAUGGACAGGGAGUGCAGUACUGCUUUGAAGAGGAUUCCAGUGUACUGUAUUUUUCGUGGCAUCGCUAUGAGCACCAGCGUUUCUGGCCCAACCUUGCUGAGUCUGAUUAUGACAGUGUGGGGAAGGGCAAAGGAACUGGCUUUAACAUCAACCUGCCCUGGAAUAAGGUGGGAAUGAGCAAUAGUGACUACCUCUCAGCUUUUUUCCAUGUCCUCUUGCCCAUUGCAUAUGAGUUUGAUCCUGAGCUGGUGUUUGUCUGUGCAGGAUUUGAUUCUGCCAUAGGAGAUCCAGAGGGUCACAUGUGUGCUUCUCCAGAGAUCUUUGGCCACCUUACCCACCUGUUGAUGUCUCUGGCUGAGGGCAGAUUGUGUGUUGUCUUGGAGGGUGGAUACAACUUAACGUCUCUUGCUCAGUCAGUUUGCCAGACCGUACACACUCUGCUUGGAGAUCCCACACCAGUGCUGAAUGAUAUUGGUCCCCCAUGUCACAGUGCUGUGGAGUCUGUCCACAAUGUUCGAGCUGUUCACCAGAAGAACUGGGGCUGUCUCAAAAACAUGGGCUGCCCUGUCUCAGAGCCAAGCACCAAGCGCUACAGAGUGGAAGAGAAAGAUGAACAGCAGGAAGAAGAGACAACUGAACAUCGAGUCUGGCCUGAACCCUUACCUAGAGAUGCACCUCCUGUGCACACGGCUGCGCUGAUCUCUAAAGCGCAGGAGGACUGGCUCCCAGAGGCUUGUCAGUGCCUGAGUGAAAUAUCACCAGAGUGUAUUCAGGAGGCGGAGAAAAUCAGGAAUAAACAUUUUCAGGACGUGACUGAUGAGAAGUCCUUACAGUGCAUCCAGGAUGUUGUUUCACUUUUGGAGAAAAUCAAGAACAAAGAGGUGCGGAAUGGCUUGGUUGUGGUGCCUGAUGCGAUUGUAUCUCUGAAGUGUGCUGUGGAGCAUGCCGUAAACUCACUGUCUGAGCGGAUUUUGGUGCUGUUUGUGGGAGAUGGUGAUGUUCCAGUGGACACUAAAGAUGGGAGAGUGCUUUUGGUGCAGAUCUGCAGAAAAGAGCCUGAAGGAGUGAAGUCUCUCUAUCAUGUGCCUGUGUGUCUGAACAAGGACGUGUUCUCCAGUGCGAGUGUCAUGGCCGCAGUGUUGGGUUUGCUCCUGCCCCUAGCGUAUGAGUUUAAUCCAGGCCUGGUGCUGCAGGUCAUGGCAGAGGGCAGUGGUGGGUUGGAGGUGCGUGUCUGGGCACAGCUCACCAGCCUGCUGCAGGGGGUAGCACAGGGCACAACUCUGGCGCUGCUCAAGGGCUGCGACAGAGACAUGGUGAGGGCUACAGGAGUCUCUCUCUCUGGGGCUCCCGCUCCAUCGCUUGGGCCUCUGGAUCCUCCUCUGGCUGAGGAUGUGGAGGCUAUAGAGGCACAGAGGCAGAGACUGCAGAAGCGAUGGAGUCUACUGCUGAACACCGUUUCAGAAAGUGGAACAGAGCGUCAGGACUGAUGAAGACUCUUCCUGCUGCCAUUUGUGAACUUCAUCAUUAUCAUUUCUAUAAGUAAAGAGUCGAGGGUACCCAAUUAAUGAUGUGUGACAGUGUUUUUUUUUUUUGCUGGGUGAUAUGUUUGUGUGAAAUGGAUUUAAAUGUGACAGUGAUGUGUAUGUUGUUAUUAGAACACAUUUAUAUGUAUAGAUUUGAUAGAUGACAAAAUCCCCCACUGCCAAUUAAUGAAAAAUGUUAAGUAUGUCCUGAUUUAGUAAAAGAGAAUGUUAACAUAAAAACACUGAUACAGUGAACAAUUAAUUCAUUAAAUAUACAGCUUCUGAAUUUAUGUUCUGAAUUUGGGUAAUAUGUAAAUUUUUUACAGAUUAAAUUCUAGUGGGAAUUUUUUUUUUCCGACUUGAUAAUAUAUGACACGUUAUGUUCAGGUCAUUUUAGCAUGUGAGAAACCAUUUAAAAUAAGUACUAAUCAGAAAUGCAGUUUUAUUUCCUAUCACAUGACACUCAUACCCACUGUCCCCGACCUUGUGAAAGGAUUAUCAGAAAUAUCUACAGUAGAUUACUAAAAGAAAUAAAGAUAUACAGUCAGGUCCAUAGGUAUUUGGACAGCGACACAAUGUUCAUAAUUUUUCCUCUGUACACCACCACAGUGCAUUUGAAAUGAAGCAAUCAAGAUGUGAUUGAAGUGUAGACUUUUUUAAUUCAAGCUUUAAUUCAAGGGCUUUAACAAAAAUAUUGCAUUAACCAUUUCGGAAAUACAGCCAUUUUUUUCAUGGUCCCGCUAUUUUAACAGUAAUUAAAAUGUAAUUGUACAAUUGACUGACAAGCAGUUUUACGGCCAAAUGUGGCCAUUUGGUAGCUGUUCAUGGGAACUCAAUAUGUGGUCCAAAGAGGUGUCAGUGCAAGUGAAGGAGGCCAUCAUUAGUCUGAAAAAACAAAACAGACCUAUCAGAGACAUAGCAGAAACUUUAGGAGUGGCCAAAUCAACAACUGAAACAUUCUUACAAGGAAGAAAUGCAGCGGCGAGGUAAGAAUCACCAAAAGGCCUGGUAGACCACAAAAGAAAACUAAAGUGGACGAUUGAAGAAUUCUUCCCGUGGUGAAGAUAAAACCCCUUCAUAAAUAUAGCCAAGUCAAGAACACUCUCGAGGAGCUAAGUGUAUCAUUGUCAAAGUCUACAAUCAAGAGACGCCUUCAUGAAUGAAAAUACAGACAGUUUACCUCAAGAUGCAAACCACUGCUAACACUUAAGAACAGAAAGGCCAGAUUAGACUUUGCUAGAAAACAUCUAAAAAACAAGCCUGCCCAGGUCUGGAACAAGAUUCUUUGGACAGAUGAAACCAAGAUUAACUUGUACCAGAAUGACGGGAAGAGAAGAGUAUGGAGAAGGAAAGGAAGGGCUCAUGUUUCAAAGCAUACCACAUCAUCUGUCAAACACGUGGAGGCAGUGUUAUGGCAUGGGCAUGUAUGGCUGCCAAUGGAACUCGGUCACCGAUGAUAGGAUAGUGCUUCACGGUACAGAUCGGUCAUUACCCAAAAUGUACCGUGAAAGCAACCCAAGAGCUUCUUAAGGCAAAGAAAUUAAAUGUUUUUAAAUGGCUGAGUCAGUCACCUGACCUCGACUCAAUUGAGCUGCUUUUCACUUACUGAAGACAAAACUGAGGGCAGAAAGACUCACAAAUAAGCAGCAACUGAAGGCGGCUGCAGGAAAGGCCUGGCAAAGCAUCUCAAGGGAGGAAACUCAGCGUUUGGUGAUGUCCAUGGGUUCCAGACUUCAGGUAGUCAUUGACUGCAAAGGAUUUGCAUCCAGGUAUUAAAA
Messenger RNA from Pangasianodon hypophthalmus (striped catfish), 4061 nucleotides. It is a transcript of the gene hdac10, whose product is annotated as histone deacetylase 10. The transcript is spliced from 21 exons. The coding region runs from base 16 to 2247 and encodes 743 amino acids. Lineage: Eukaryota; Metazoa; Chordata; Actinopteri; Siluriformes; Pangasiidae. Gene Ontology annotation, biological process: chromatin organization. Gene Ontology annotation, cellular component: histone deacetylase complex. The record is from RefSeq and is a predicted model, not a curated record. Gene Ontology annotation, molecular function: histone deacetylase activity.